Messenger RNA from Purpureocillium lilacinum, 2121 nucleotides. Lineage: Eukaryota; Fungi; Ascomycota; Sordariomycetes; Hypocreales; Ophiocordycipitaceae. The record is from RefSeq and is a predicted model, not a curated record.
AUGGACUACCUCGACGGCCUCUUCUGCGAUAAGGGUUAUCAAGAUGAGAGGACGAGCGUGGCAACGGCAAGCUGCCUUCCGGUAGACGUGCGACUCAUCAUGGAGAUGGCGUGGGACCAGUUCCAAGAUAUGCCGUCAACGCAGGACUACCUUGAGCAUGGCAUCUCACCCGAAACUAUGCACGAGGCAGGGUAUUUCAAUGAAGAGCCCCUGGGCCUUGCACCCAGAUCGGCCAGCAUCCUAAACUUGGACAACAUCAUGGAGGUGGCCUGGGACGGCAAUCCUCCUGACACCACGUGCGGACAGUCCGACUCGACUUUGUCUUUGUUCCAGUCAGGGGGUGUCCAGACCACUCCGAGCGACAAUAAUGGCGACCCAGCAUCCCUAGGCACUCUCUAUCCGGAGGCCCUGGAUACACCUUCAAAAACAUGGAAUCGCGAGGUGUCGAAUCCACCUCAGCAACAAAGCAACUUCAGCUAUCACUCGAAACCAAUGCCUCGAAGGCAAAACCACGCAUGCGAUCAAUGCCGAGCAUCCAAGAAAGCUUGCGAUUUGGCGAUGAACGCUUCCACCUCGCAAAAGCAUGCACAAUCGCCGCCCUGCACGACCUGCAUGGUCCGAGGACAAGAUUGCACCACUGUGUGGGCCGUCAAGCGGCAGUCGGCGCAGGAAGCCAGGAGGGCUUCAAGAGCAGCGAGGAAUCUUCAGACUGGUGAAUCAGUAGUCAAAUGGACGAGCACAGAUGGCGCAACCCCGGAAAGGCACUUCGGAAUCCCGACACCGACGUCGACCAUCGAGAUCGAGCUCGCUCGGAAACUCAUCGCGAAUGAUACCUGCACCGAACAGUUCCACCUCUAUGUCGACGCAUUCGACGUGCCGAUAUCGCAAUGCCUUCUCAGCGGAAGCAUGCCACCUAGAUACUCUCUUGGGGUGAUCGCCUUUGAGUCCCUUAGCCGCAGUCCAUAUAUAUCGGACCAAGUCAAGCGGGCCAACUCAUGGGUCGAGACCUGCUGGUCGGCAUCCACACAAGAAACAGGGCUGGCUUCCAUGGCGGCCGCGCCUCACCUAUUCCGUACGGUCAGCAUGCUUGACGCGCUCUUCUGUCGACCGAGUACCUUGAAGGCCGGCUCCCAUACGGCGGCUCGCGACGCUGCCAUCACGGAGGCAUACAAAUGGGUCGCCGUCGCCACCGCGGCUCAAUUUUCUCUUGAGACGGUUCAAGCAGGUUGCUCCACGCAACCAGCUAGCGAAAGCACGCGAGUACGAAGUCGCGACAUCGCCAUCGCCGCUUGGCGCAAGGCGAAGGAAAAGGUCUUUGGCAACAUUGCCGCCACGGACUCGUUCCGACAUGCGCAGUCGCUGGUGCUCUUUGGCUUCAUAUCGCCCCCGUCCGAAUCCAAGGAAGAUCAGGCGCUGUGCGAAGAGGAUUCCACAUUUGCAUUCUCCUCACAGUCGGCGUGUGCAGCCAAGGGUACAGUUUUGUCACAUGUUGCAGCUGAUGUGCUCGAGCUCAUUGGGGCGGUUGAGUGGUUCGUCGCCAUGGUCAACUCCAUUAUCAUCGGGACAUCCAAAGGAAGCAUCUGCCCCUUGCCCGUUGACACAUCUCAGACAAGCGCUCAUGAUCCAAAGCCAAAUUCGUCACUUCUGCGUUCAUCCUACGAAAACGACAUUGACAAUGCAAUAUUGGCACGAGCAAGGUCCGAAGCCAAGGCCGUUACGACAGUGUGGUUCCAAGCAGGCGACAACGACCACUCGAUCAUCCAAGCAGGCAGACAAUCGGCUUCCGUAGCCAUCCUGCUGUGGAAGGCUGUAUCGCGCUUCAUUAUCGCCAUCGACCCAAUACGUACCAGGUCGGACAAUGCGGACUACGACUUAAUUUUGCAGCGUUACAGCACCGCAGCGGCAAUCAUCGAACUCUGGAGGACAACCUUUGGCGCCUUUGACACCUUGGCGAAUGUCUCCCUUCAAAGGUACCGGCGUCAGGCAUGGCGCAUGUUUGCUUUCUGUUCAAACGACACAGACCUGGCAAUCCUCCUCUUCCACGACGCAGUUGCGGAACUGGAAACGCAAGUUUCCCUAUCAUUCAGUUCCGUUGCCGAGCAGAGACUCUCUCAGGCUUGA